GAGUUGGCGAUCGAACCUCAUUCGUGGGGAUCUCGUCAGCGAUGAAUUUAAACUGUCGAAGUCAUAGUUACUCUGAGUGUGAACAAAACAUUUACUUUUUUACAAAUUUUUUAUAAGACAGAUGAAAAAUGGCAAUACAUUCCAAAUAAUAUUAAUAAUCUAGUAAUUGCUCAAGUUGUGCAUAUUAAAUUAAAAACGACCGUGACGCGUUAAUUGUGAUAAGAAAAUCAUAAAAGAUUACGAAUGAAAAUUUAUUCAUUGCACUUUAUUGUCUACCCCAUUGUUUAGCCCUGCACUACAGAAAUCCCACUAGGAAAUUCGUAACGCGUAAGUCGACUUAAGGAAAGGGAACGGAUACGUGUAAAGCGAAGGAAAUAGGUCGUACCGCGGUCACCCGGCAAUCAACGUGUUAAUUACUAUGUUAAUUAGUGAACAACCACAGACAGUUCUGUCGGUCGCGCAGUCAACGCCUCCUCCUCUUUGCACGGCUGACCCUUAACUCCGCGUUCCCUUCCCCUCGAGCUGGCAUGAAAGCACAUUAGGUAGCCGUUUUCAUCGUGGUGUCGACAGGUGAUGCGCCCAUAAUGGCCAAUGGCACGCUCCGAAAAGGGCGUGAUUAAUUUUCAUAAUGGCUGCUUCGACGACUUAACGAGAAUUUCUCGUCACGGUUCACGAAGAAUCGCAAUUCUUUUAUUUUGCCGGAGAAAGGGCAAUUAUUCGGCAAAUGUAUCUUAACACUCGCGUCCAUUUUAAUUUUCUAUGAUUAUUAUUUCAAAAAAAACUAAUAAUUACUAAUGUAAAUGAGAAGAACCGGGAAUUAUUAUUCGAUCCAUUUAAUGCCACGUUUCAAAGAGAAAUGUGGAAAGUACCAUUAGCUUUCGUAGCCAGAGUUCAGAGGUAUUUUUCAAGCUUUUCCUGACAAAGUCCGUAGGUUUCUUCUGUUCGAACCACUAAAGUGUGGCAAGCUUUAUUAACCUCGUUAGACACGAUGGCCGACUGAUAUUUCGUCGGCGGCUGGUUUAAAACGCGAAAUCAAAGAGAAUAACGAGGAUGGAGUUCCUUUGUAAUAACAAGGUUACCACUUCACCUUGUACCAAGACGCUCUUCAACCUUUUUGAACAUCUUCUUUCCAGAAUUCUCUCAAUGAAGCCAGUCGUUCUGAAGCGCGUUCCAACUAGUUAUGACUUGAACGAGGAAGCAUAAAUAAAAAGGAACUGCUACAGGAAGAAAGAAAUCGUUUCGCUCGUUCACGAGAUAACAAUUUCAUCCUUCAAGUCUUUUGGAAUGUUCAUUAUCCUCUUUUCACAUAAUAUCCGCUUCCUUUCUACCGUAACCGAUUAUUAGGAAUAUAGUUUCGACGAAACAGACAAAAGAAAAAAUGAAGAAUAAUUUGUUAAUUAAUUUGCGAGCUAAUUUUUCUUUUCUAAUCGACAGAUUAAUUAGAAUUGUUAGAAGCAUAAUUGAGCCGCGGAUUUCGGGUGUACAUUAAAAUGCUCCACGAAUGGAGCUAUCUCUUCAUUAAUUAUCACCCAUUACCACCUGCUUGAUACGAAAUCAUUCCCGUGAUUUAUGUUCCAGCGUGAUUAAGCCCGGGAAAAGAAUGACGCUGAUCAUUUUUCACGUGUGCUGAACCACGUCCUCGUUACGCGAGCACACGCGUGCAAAUCACGUGUGCUGCUCGAGAGGAUUGGUAACCAAAAUCGGCCGAGUUGAACGUCCUUCUCUCACCUGCGCUAGAGGUUUUUGUCCCGAUUACAUAAAGACGUCCGGCUGCACGUGCAGCUUGCUUUCUUACGCGCCUUGGAUAGAGAAUCAUAUUCCUAUACAAUUCAAUUGGCACGUCUAAACGAUGAUUAAUUUCAAUUCAACCAAUUUUUUUUUUUUUUUUUCGGAAGACUGAAGUUGUUAGGUGACGAAUAAAUUCGCGUAUUUUGCUCUAAAGUCUUUUCUAAAGAACCGAAACAAUCUAGAUAAAUAUUACUUUUAUUAAAAAUGUAUGCUUGAAAAGAAGAGGUAACACCUGUGCAGAAACAGACGCCGAAUACCAGCACGAUCGGUACGCGAGAUUAAUUAUUAAUAGUUUCGUACGUUCGAUCGGUCGAUAAUUCGCGUAUACGUAAUUAAUUAAUCCAGCGGAAAUGCAAUGGAUGCUACUGACAAGCAGUACGUAAGCCACGUUAAAAGGCUUUCUGAUGAAUCUCAUGGACGGCGAGUUCCUUCGUCGAGUUUGCAAUUAAUCAAUUUGUCGCAUUUGCCAUGGAAUUCGCACGCGACGUUGUUGACGAUGAUAUCGCGGUGACCGGAUGUUAACGAUCACGAGAAAUCGCGUGUCGGAAGCAGAAUGAAAAUUGGUCGGUUACGGGAGCAUUUAAACAAAGAGAAAGUUUCAUACAAUUAGGUACUUUGAAUCGAGUACAAAAUUAAUGAAAGAUAAAACCUAAAUAGAUAAACGGAAAUAGGACAACAGCAUUAUUCUUAGAGUUUCAAAGAAUCUAUGAAAUCAAAAUCCGAUAUCAGUCGCGUUCGGUAUCUUUUCACUGAAGCUUUUCGACAAGGGUGAAUUCACGAAGGGUGCUCGUUGACGUCGCGAAGAUAGGGUGAAAAUAAAGCUCUUUCUAGAAGAAAGGGAGGAGGAGGCUAAAACGAUAGUCACUGACAUGGAAAAAGGACUGCUUCGAAGUAACCGACACGAAAGAAGGAAGUCACUCGUGUGUGACAUGGUGAUGCAACGAGAACGGGUCACCUGUGCUCCGUAGAAGAUAAUGCAUUUAGAAUUUAGUUACUGUAGUUUCCUAUUAUCUGAACACUAUUGUUUUCCUAUUAAAGAUGCAAUUCUAUUUUAUGCGUAGAAAAUGUAUUCGAUUAAAAAUUCUGAAGAUAAAUACAGAAAUAGAAAGAUAUCACUUUUCCUAUCCAACGCUCAUAUAUUUCAAAUUCUAAUUUCUCAGUAUAAAAUAAUUUUUUGAAUUUUAAUUGAUAAUCAAAAAUUGAUCAAAAUUAUACUAAAAAUGUUGUCUUGAAUUGUAUCUCAUACUUGUAACGGAGAGGUAUCUGAAUAGUUCUGAAUAGUUUGCGUUGAAGUUCCUGAGGAGGUUUGGUACAAUGCAUCGUGAAGGGCGCCACCAGUCGGGUAGAGUUUACUGGCGAGAGGACCUGUUCCUUUAGAAGCCCGAGGGCUUUUUUGGACGCCAGGUACGGCGUGGGUGGGCCCAAAGCGGUAGGCUGGACCGGCCAACCUCGUGUCUGCAUCAGGAUUCGGUUUUUUUGUAACGAAAUCGCCCCAGGAAUCUUUCGCUUCUACCUCGCUUCUAUUCCGGAUCUUGUCGGACUUGCUUUUGAAUCUCUGCUCUUGCGUUAUUUUUCGCGUGCCGAGAUAUCCAAAUAAAGUAGCAAAUGAUAGAAUUUAUUUAACACAGCCCUUUUUGCGAAUUUAUAAUUGAAGAUCUAUGAAAAGGAUCAAUAGUAAAGCUAAAGAGAAUCCCACAAAGACCAGGUUUCCUUCACGAGUUUCAAUUUAAAUUUGAAGCUGUCGCAAAGUUUCUCUGGUUAAUAACUUUUCGACGUAAAGAACCGUAUAAUUGAUCCUCCGGAAGCGUAAUUACCUGGCAAGCCGGCAAGCCUUUUAUAUUCCCGAGAAAAUUUUAACAUCGCUUUGUUCGCUGACGCGUGCAGUGGUUCUCUCAUAAUUUGCGGUUCGGGUUGUUUCGUAAAAUAUGUAUAUUCCAAACAAAAGCCGCUACUCGGGCUGCUUUACAACGGUUCUACAAAACAACUCGUUAGCAUGCGCCUUGACACGGCAUUCUCGAUGUCAUGACAAGUUUGUAAUUCCUCUAUCUUUAAUUUGCUCGAGUGGAAACGUCGAUUUUUACGAUCGACCAUGGAACACGCUUUUCGCGCCUACAAACCUUGUAAUAACGCGCUUAACGAGCGGUAGUCUCAUUAAACGGAUAUUUUAUUCGCUUCGUUACUAAAAGACCGUAAGAUUAUUUACAAAAAAAAACCGGAAAAUUAUGCCAAAGAUCUACAAUUUUUACGACUUGAUUUAGAAAAAAAUAUUCAAACUAAAAUUUAUUUCGUUCUGUCGAAAUCGCAAUUCAUUUUAAUUUGACACAUUUAAGACUGUAAUUAUAGGUUUCGUAAUCAGAAUACCUAUGUUUACCGCAAGCUACUGGUCCCUUGAUUGUUAUUUAUCACAACAAAACAGCAUCCACUACUGAGCACGAUAAUUAUGUCCAUAUUGAUGAAUUUGCCUGGCCAAACAUUCGCGAGGAUCGUUAAAGGAACGGGAGUAUUUCGCGGAUUAAUUAAAGCAUACUCGUUGUUUAUGUAACCGAGCACGAUGUGCGCGUCAAAUCAACACAGGUGUCGGCUAGUUAUACAAUCUACCACGUAACAAGUCGAGCAGUAACGAGUCUAAGCUUUGAAGUCGUCGCGAAUUAUAUUUCACUUCGAACAAUUGUGACCCAAAUCAACGAAACGUGGAUAAUUUUAAGUCGAGUAAAAUUAGGUGAUCCCUAAACCGCAUCACUGCGAAGCCUGUUGAAAAUCGUGGCACUCGUGUCUGAAACGCACCGAUCCUCGAGUGCUCGCAGUUUCGAGCUCGCCGAGCGUACUUUCACUCGGUGCCCGUUGAUCGGUCGAAGAAGCGGGCGAAGCGGAAGGCAGAAGAGGCGCAAAGUGAAACGCUGACACUCCCCGUCCCUCUGUUCCUCUUACCACGAGUUGAUUGACCUCGAGGAAAGGCAGCAGGAGGUGGCCAGGUCGAUCGCGUCAGGAGAAACAGAAGGAGCGGGACAACGUCGAGGACGACGAGCGCGACGAGGAGUGGCCGAGAAGAAGAAGAGCAAAUUGGUGCUCCCGGUAGCAGGGACCCAUGAAUAGCGUGGAGGAGAAGUUGCGUAGCGUGACGAAGCGCGGGAGCAAACGCGGCCCGCGUGGAACCGGGCCAGCCGCAUCUGAUUGGUCGACAGGGGCCCGUUCCUCUAGUGGGGCUAGGGUACCUGCCCCGACUGCCCCUUCUACGGCUCAAGCGAGCAGCUCCGCUUUCAACAGGCCCCAGGAGUCGAUGGGACCUACCAGGCGGCAGUCCUCGCGGGACAGCAUCGACUCGACGGGCCAACAGGCCCCACCCGAACACGGCGAGCUCCUUUUCAAGGUGAUGCUACUUGGCGACAGUGGCGUCGGAAAAACCUGUCUUCUAACGCGAUUCAGAGACGGUCGCUUCCUGUCCGGCAACUACAUAACCACCGUUGGCAUUGAUUUUAGGAAUAAAGUGGUCGUAGUCGACGAUACGUCUAUCAAGCUUCAAAUAUGGGACACGGCCGGCCAAGAGAGAUUUCGUAGUGUAACACACGCUUAUUACAGAGAUGCUCAUGCUCUUCUAUUGCUUUACGACGUGACGAACAAGACGAGCUACGACAACAUCAGGGCUUGGCUUAGCGAAAUACGAGAACACGCCAACGAAGACGUGGUCAUCAUGCUGUUGGGUAAUAAAUCCGACUGCGGAACGGAACGAGUCGUGAAGAGGGAAGACGGUGAGCGGUUGGCGCAAGAGUACAAAGUCCCCUUUAUGGAAACCUCUGCUAAAACCGGCCUGAACGUUGAAUUGGCCUUCUUGGCUGUCGCCAGAGAGCUGAAGGCUAGGAAGAGUAGCGAUCCCGACGAUACGAAAUUCAACGUCCAGGACUACGUUCGUCAACAAUCUCAACGAAAUUCUUGCUUCAACUCCAAUUGCCUGACGACCUGAAUUACGAAAUAAUUCCAUGCGCAUGCUUCUCUACGAUAGAUAGGGAGAAUGGUGGAACACGAACCGGAACUCGUUGGCCGUGAAAAAAGGCGCCAAAUCAUAGGCGUUCGAAAGUUCGUAUUUGUCCCGGAAACAUUGACCAAAAGUUCAAUUUUUCCAACAAGCACAAUUGUUUUACAAAAAUUUCUAUCUAAACAACAAAUUAUUUAGACAAUAGAAGCAGAAUUGAUUUGAAAUUUUCAUUAAAGAAGUUUGUUCCACCGGAAACGUACAAGUACCCUUUUUCGAAGCACAAAUAAACCCGCGGGAAGGGGAUCAAUAUUUUUGAAAGGAACCGAUAUGAAACUGUUGUUAAUGAUACGUGUAUAGAAAUAUAGAAAUAUUUAUCGAUGGUUAAUUCUGUACUGUACAUUAAUGUGAAUAGCAUGAUGCAGGGGAGGCUACCCUCAAUAUGAUAUAGAAUUUAGGAAAUGUCUCAAUGGUUCUAACUUGUGCAUUGUACACCUUGUUACACUGUUAGAAAAAAAGAAAAUAUAUCACGUGAAAGCUCAUCGUGUACCAAGUAGAUCGAUGGUUUUAGAACAAUCAUCGCGUAGAAGAGCUUUCUAACAAUAUUCCAUAGCUGCCAUAUAUACGUAUACACAGACAGGUUGCAGAGUACACUAAAUAAUUUUUGGUUAAAAAUCUUUUUCUCGUAGUUUUUGAAUCACAGCUAAGUGUACUCAGAAUCAUAUAAAUUAUAAUCAUAAUAAUCGUUAUUUUAUUUCGUUUCAAAAUGAACGUAAUCGUGUAAUGGCUGCCACGGUCACGUGACCAUACCUCGUUUUCUAUGCAGCGGUCCCACGCAAUGCAAUACUUUCGAAUGAUUUGAUUCGCACUUCAAAGUCCCCAAUUUUGCAUAUUGUAUUACUUUUAUAAAGUUAAAAUGACAACUUGCUGCGAAUUUUCAAAAUUGAGGAACAUUGAUCGCUUAAUUUCGUAACAGUUUCAAAAUUGCAACCGGCAACAAUUUGUGACAACAAUAAAGAAGCCGGAACGGAAUGUAACCGUACAGGUUAUCAGUUGUAUAUGUACAAUUUAUCUUAUUAAAAACAUGUACAAACGAUAAAACAAUUAUAUGUCAAGUGUAUAGCAAAAGAUAUACAUAGAAAAUAAACAAUCACUCGACCAAACAUAA
Molecule: messenger RNA, 6923 nt
Organism: Osmia bicornis bicornis
Lineage: Eukaryota; Metazoa; Arthropoda; Insecta; Hymenoptera; Megachilidae
Product: ras-related protein Rab-37-like
Exons: 7
Coding region: 4874-5746 (290 amino acids)
Cellular component (GO): endosome; Golgi apparatus
Molecular function (GO): GTPase activity; GTP binding
Source: RefSeq, a predicted model, not a curated record